Messenger RNA from Paramuricea clavata, 352 nucleotides. The record is from the annotation of a GenBank genome assembly. NCBI's taxonomy places the organism in Eukaryota, Metazoa, Cnidaria, Anthozoa, Malacalcyonacea, Plexauridae.
AUGGGAAUAUCUUCAAAUUCAGACUGUUCUUUUUGUCUUAGCCCUGAAACAUUACUACACAUAGUAGCUGGAUGUCAGUUUUAUCUCGACCGAUUUACGUGGAAACACAAUUCAGUCCUGAACUUUCUUGCUCAUCAGUUACAAACUGUUGACGGUUCUACUCUCUACGCUGAUCUAAAUGGAUUCAAAAGCCCUUCAAUACUUACUGGUGAUACGUAUCGCCCAGAUUUGUUAUUAUCAUGCUCAAAUGGUUCCUUAUUUGUGGUUGAACUCACCACUGGUUAUGAGACAAACCUCAAAAACAACGUAAAACGGAAGAAGGAUAAAUAUAGAGAAUUAUUGAGACAACUAG